Messenger RNA from Vittaforma corneae ATCC 50505, 234 nucleotides. RefSeq lists its product as uncharacterized. The coding region runs from base 1 to 234 and encodes 77 amino acids. Lineage: Eukaryota; Fungi; Microsporidia; Nosematidae. The record is from RefSeq and is a predicted model, not a curated record. Gene Ontology annotation, biological process: transcription by RNA polymerase II. The transcript has a single exon.
AUGGAUACUGUGGAAGUUCUGCACAGCUAUUUGAUGGACUAUCUCAGUCUGCUGCUGACUAAAGUCCACUCCAUGGCCAGGAUAAAAGGGAAAACCAAAACAGAAGAUCUGAUGUACUUUUUGAAGAGGGACAGGAAGAAGUAUUCGAGAAUAAAGAACCUGCUGCUUAUAAACGAAGAGGUAAAAGCGCACGAAGGAUUUUUGAGUGUAAAGAUUAUGAAAAGGAAUGAGUGA